Eublepharis macularius is the source of this 1093-nucleotide messenger RNA. It is a transcript of the gene NTS, whose product is annotated as neurotensin. The transcript is spliced from 4 exons. Gene Ontology annotation, molecular function: neuropeptide hormone activity. Gene Ontology annotation, cellular component: axon terminus; extracellular region. The record is from RefSeq and is a predicted model, not a curated record. The coding region runs from base 206 to 709 and encodes 167 amino acids. Lineage: Eukaryota; Metazoa; Chordata; Lepidosauria; Squamata; Eublepharidae.
UCUUCCUAAAUCAGCUCCUGGCUAUUGAGAGCGGGAAGCAGCAGCAGUAGUCCUCUGCUCUCUCUUUCGCCUCUGAUCGUCUCUCUCUCUCUCUCUCUCUCUCUCUCUCUCUCUCUCUCACACACACACACACACACACGCACACACACACACACACACCUCUUCUCCUUUCUUUGUAUGGACUUUACUUUCUAGAGGGGAGAGGAUGACAAAGAUGAGGAUGCAGCUGGUGUGCGCGAUGCUGCUGGCGUUCGCCUCUUGGAGCUUGUGCUCAGAUUCAGAAGAGGAAAUGAAAGCCUUAGAAGCAGAUUUAUUGACCAAUAUGUAUACAUCAAAGAUAAACAAGGCAAAGCUUCCUCAGUGGAAAAUGACCCUUCUAAAUAUUUGUGACCUUAUAAGCAACAUAAACAACCAAGACGAGGAAGCAGGUGAGGCCACAGAAGAGGACCUCCUUUCCAGAAGGCAGUUCCCUGCUACUCUUGAUGGCUUCAGUAUGGAAGCAAUGUUGACACUAUAUCAGCUUCAAAAAGUUUGCCAGAGCAGAAACUUUCAGCACUGGGAGUUACUUCAGCAAGAUAUUUAUGAUCCAGAGAAUUCAAGUCAAGAUAAAGACCUGAUGAAGAGAAAAACUCCUUACAUUCUGAAACGGCAGUUACAUGUGAACAAAGCCAGACGACCAUACAUACUGAAGAGAAAUUCAUAUUACUGACUCAGCAGCUAAAGUAGUGUUUAUUUAGUUUAAAAGUAACUGUGCUUUAUGGUUACCUUAGUUCAACCUUAAAUCUUUUUUUGUGGGAAAUAUAUUAUGGAAAGUGAUCAAGAUGGUAGCAUAAUUUUGUCUUUUUUGCCACUGUUGUUUCUUGAUUGUGAUUUUUCCUACUUAAAAUUAAUUGGACUAAUAUAUUUACAAAUAAAUCUAGUUUCUAAGCAUGAUGUAUUGUACACCACUGGGAAUUUUAAACUAUUGGCAGAUUGUAGUAUAGUGUUAACACUGCACCACAUGUUUCAGCAAGUCAAACAAGUGUGUGUGAAGCCACCACAUGGGUGAUAGCAUCCAAUCAUAAUAAGCAACUAAAUGACAAUUUGAAACCUU